This is a messenger RNA of Amaranthus tricolor (Joseph's coat), 5060 nucleotides long. Its product is annotated as putative pentatricopeptide repeat-containing protein At5g65820. The record is from RefSeq and is a predicted model, not a curated record. Lineage: Eukaryota; Viridiplantae; Streptophyta; Magnoliopsida; Caryophyllales; Amaranthaceae. The coding region runs from base 649 to 2619 and encodes 656 amino acids. Gene Ontology annotation, molecular function: protein binding. The transcript is spliced from 2 exons.
AAUUGAAAAGAAUCGGAGGGAGUAUUUGUUUUCAAUUCUUGUGUUUCUCAAUUCCCCAGAACUAAAAUUAAACCCAACCCACCCCACCCACGACGGAGGACGCCGGUCACACCAACCCCCAACUGUUGCUGCCGCCUACCGACCAUUGAUGCUGGAAAGGUCAAAACUCAAAACCCUAAAAUCUGAAUCGCAACUCGCAAGGCAGGCCCAGGCCACCACUGUCCACUGCUGCUGCACCUGUCGGCUGCCACCUGCUGCCGUCCAUACCACCAAGACCACCACUGUCCACUCGCAACGCAGAAUUGGAACAUAAUCAGAACAUCAUGUAAACAGGAAGGAAAAAAAGGUGCAGGGGCUCUACUUGAAAGUUGAAUGCUCCGUCUCUCUGCCCCCUCUUUCUAAGUGAAGAAAGGCUGCAAAACCUGGAAAGAGAAUUCAUGAAUAUAAACAAGAAGGAAAAAGGGUGAUUUUGGGGCUCUAGUCUGAACCUAUGGAUUUCAUCUUUAUGCGUUUAUAACAUCUGAACUCCAUCCAUGAAUAAUUUUGUACUACUAACUACUCUGUUUUCAAUGGAAAACAUCUAUAGUUUUGGUCAAGCAUCUAAAGUAUUACAGAUAGCUGGUGCAAGGUAGGAAAAAAGUAAACAAUAUGCGUAGAUUAUGUCUUAGAUCAUUACAUUUCAGCAAAAACCCUUACAGUUUCCGGGUACCCAUAGAAUCUUAUGUUGGAACGACGCAUGAUACUAAUUUUUCAAACAUAUCUGCCCCUUAUAAUAAUAACCCAGUUCCUCAAAAUUCAUCAUCUCCUUGCAACCUUGAUCUUGUCUCCCAGAAAAAUGUGUUAGGAUUGGUUUAUGUAGACAGUGAGCCUCAAAUUGGCAAUCCUAGUUAUCAUAAAUUUGAUGAAUUUGAGGCCGAUGUUGAGAAAAUAUAUAGAAUUUUAAGGAAGUUCCAUUCUAGGGUUCCGAAAUUGGAGCUUGCUUUACAAGAAUCUGGUGUAGUUAUGCGACCUGGGUUAACAGAACGAGUAUUAAAGCGUUGUGGGGAUGCAGGGAAUCUGGGUUAUCAAUUCUUUGUGUGGGCUUCGAAGCAGCCUGGUUAUAGGCAUAGCUAUGAUGUGUAUAAGAUAAUGGUUAGGACUUUAGGUAAAAUGAGGAAAUUUGGAGCUGUUUGGGCAAUAAUAGAGGAAAUGAGGAGGGAGAGUCCACAUUUGGUUACCCCGGAUCUGUUUGUUGUAUUGAUGAGAAGGUUUGCUUCUGCAAAGAUGGUUCAGAAGGCGGUUGAAGUGUUAGAUGAAAUGCCUAAAUUUGGGUGUGAACCUGAUGAGUAUGUCUUUGGGUGUUUGUUGGAUGCUUUGUCUAAGAAUGGGAGUGUCAAGGAGGCAACGUCAUUGUUUGAGGAUAUGAGAAUGAGGUUUAUGCCCACCAUCAAGCAUUUUACGUCCUUGCUGUAUGGAUGGUGUAGAGAAGGGAAACUGUUGGAAGCGAAGCAUAUAUUGGUCCAAAUGAGAGAGUCAGGGUUUGAACCUGACAUAGUAGUCUAUAAUAAUUUGCUGAACGGGUAUGCAGUAGCAGGGAAGGUGGCUGAUGCGUACGAUCUUUUGAAAGAAAUGAGGAGGAAGGGUUGUGAGCCAAAUGCAGCAUCUUACACUGUCUUGAUCCAGGCACUUUGUACCAUGGAGAGAACUGAGGAAGCCAUGGGAGUCUUUUAUGACAUGGAGAAAAGUGGCUGCGAUGCUGAUAAUAUGACUUACAAUGCCCUAAUCAGUGGACUAUGCAAGUGUCGGAAGAUAGAUAAAGCCUAUGAGCUUCUAGAUACUAUGCUUCAGCAAGGCCACAUUCCUGAUCAAAUAACCUAUCUGCAUAUAGUUUUGGCUCAUGAGAAAGAUGAGCAACUUGAAGAAUGUAUGGAGCUUGUGGAUGAGAUGAAAAAAAUCGAUUGCUUUCCUGAUCUUAAAAUAUACAAUACUUUGAUCCGUUUGGCAUUCAAAUUGGGUGAGGUAAAAGAAGGUAUUGACCUUUGGAAUGAGAUGGAGGCAAGUAGGCUUAGUCCUGGGGUGGAUAGCUUCAUUAUACUGAUUCAUGGUCUUGUUGAGCAGGAUUGUCUGGUUGAAGCUUGUAACUAUUUCAAGGAAAUGAUAAUUAGAGGACUUGUAUCUGCUCCACAGUAUGGGACACUGAAAGACUUACUGAACUCCCUUUUACGAGCGGAAAAACUUGAAUUAGCUAAAGAUGUGUGGCAAUGUAUCGUUACACAAGGGUGUGAACUGAAUGUCAGUGCAUGGACAAUCUGGAUCCAUGCUCUUUUCUCAAAGGGGCAUGUGAAAGACGCUUGUUCCUAUUGCUUGGAAAUGAUGGACGCCAAUGUGAUGCCACAUCCGAGCACUUUUGCAAAGUUGAUGAAAGGUCUGAGGAAACUGUAUAAUAGACAAAUUGCUGCUGAGAUUACAGAAAAGGUGAGGAAGAUGGCAGCAGAUAGACAAAUUACUUUCAAAAUGUACAAAAGAAGGGGAGAAAGGGACUUGAAGGAGAAAGAAAAGGAGAAAACUGAUGGAAGAAAGAGGAGGGCUCGCCGACGACAGUGGGGACAAGGAUGUAGGAAAGCUGACACUGUCAUUUGAUGAAUGGUACUGUGCAUGUGAUGCUUGAGUAUUAGUAGCUUGUUUUCUCAGGUACAUGUUAUUGUCUUCCAUAUCUCAGAAAGUUCUAUCAUGUAUGAUUUAGCACAACUAAUCCAGUAAUUGAAAUCAUUUACCUAUGACCUAUUUGAAUAUUAAAUUCCUUGAUUAAGCUCAAAAUUCUAUCUUGCUGCUCAUUGUUUAGUAAUUGUUUAACGCUAAGAUAAUAGGAUAGUUAGUUGACUUUUAUUAAUUGAGCAUGCAUAUUCCCCACAUUUGUAAAUCAUCUUUUAGACAUGUGCCUAAAGCAUGUGUCUUUUGAGGGAAUGGGAUGGUUAGUUGACUUGUAAAUGGGCUGUCAAAGGAAUUUUAUACCUUAAGCAAUGAGUCUCAAAGAAGGAAGGGGUGAGAAAGACAUUUCUGUUUUGGGAAAAAGGAAGAAUUGAUGAACCUAUAUCUUGUGUCAAAUUUAUUUAGAAAAAAAGGGAUAAAACAUAUUCUAUCAAAAUACUUUUGGGCAUGCUAGGUACUUGUAUUUUUCAAAUCUGGAAAAUAUUGGACAUUUAACAAAGCUUGGCUUGAGCUAUUGAGAGGAACUUCUCAAAAUGCUUUGCCUGUUUUGAGGCCAUUCCUUAAUGCAGACUUGUUCAUGUUUUCGGUGAACUGGUGCAGGCAACGAGCAACUUUUCUUGCUACUUCUCAAAAAUCUCCUUAUCCAGAUCAUAGCUGUUUUUGAAUAUUGAGGUGACCUGUAUGAUAAAAAUAAUCGAAAACAUGAAAGUUGAACUAUAUUUCACUUUUGCUCUACCUUUAACGUUGCUAUGGAAUUUGAUGAAUCUAUAGUCCAUACAACUUAUAAUGUUUGCCUUGUUUCUUUUUUCCACAUUGAGUGUUAUGUGCUAACUGCUGUUGUGAACUCUGUGGGCUGCCCUUUUAAGGUCUCUUCCCACACAGAUUUUCAUUCUGACUAUUCAUCUACUAAAUGUUGUUUGUGUUAGGCGAACCCCAUACUGCUGCUCAUUUAGGUUUUGCUUUCAUGGACCGUUCGUGUAGAGCAUGACAUUUGCUUUAUGCUGAUAUGCUCAAAAAACACGUUUCAGUUGCGGUCAGUGCGGUUGGUUUUGCAAUAGUCUCAUCCUAUAUUUUGGCCGCGAUAAGUUCAUAAGUCAUAACCUUUAUAUAUAAUUGGGGGUAUUUUGUUCUGUUUUUUAGUGGUCCAACUUGUUACAGUUUAAAAUGACAAAUAAGGCUCCCUUCUUUUAACCCCAUAAAAAAACCUCAUAGUCCUUUACAAUACGGUUAUACAAGCGAUAUUUUGCGCCAUGUUUACUGGUGCAAAUUAUUACACUAGAAAAUGAUCAAAUAAGGCUUUGUUCUUUUGACCAUAUAAAAAAUUUCAAAGAAAAUUUAGAUCAAGAGUCAAUAACUCCAGUAAGAACUGCAAAAGAUAUUUCACGAACACAUUAAGUUUCUUUGAUCACAAACUCAUGUAACUUCAUACUGAAAUGUGGCAUCUAAUUGUUUCCGACUUUCAAAUUUGAAUAUUAAACUGAAAUGGUGAAGCCAUUCCCUCCUGAAGAAAAAAUAUUGCAUAAGAAUAUUGCGUUUUUUUCUUGUCAAAAAGGAAAAAGAUAUCAACUGUUUUAAUGAAUUUUUUUUUUGUCAAGAAUGUAGAUUGAUGAUAUAUUGCCUCGUUUGCUAACAUAUGGGAUGAGCGUGGGGUUUCAAUAAUGUGUAAUGUUUGGAUUGAUCCAAUUAAACUGCACAUAGUCAACUUUCUUAUUUAUUCAAAUCAUGACAUUGUAUUUCAUAAGUUCGUUGAUGUAACUAAUGUGAGACCAAGGAUUGAAGACUACUACUUCUCAUUGAUCAAGAAUGUUAUACAAGAAGUUGGACCAAGUAGAGUGGUGGGAUUAUCACUAUAAUGAGAUUGCAAUGAAGUUUGGUGGAAAAAGACAAGUAUCAAGGAGGUUUUAAUUCAAGCAAUGAUGCUAUCAUCUUGGAUAGUGAUUUUAAACUUUGUCGGUUCAUGUAAUUUAAAAUUUGGUCAUUAUAUCUAUACUUUUGCAAUUAAAAGACUUGAUAAAUAUUUUGUUAUAAAAACAUGUAUGUUGAAAAGCGUCAUAUAUUCAUUGGCACAAUUAGUAUAAAGAAUUACAAGAUUUUUGUUUGUUGAAAAUGAUUAAAUAUUUUAUAUAAAUGGUCAAAAAUUGUAAAAUAUAUAUUUUUAAAAAUUUUUAGGAAAAAAAAUAUUAUGGCCCUAGAUCCAAACUUUAGAGCUGCUAGACCCUAAGGGUUUGGGUUUAAAAUUUUAAGACUUUGAAUAUUGGUCCGAAUGUGGGUCCAAAAAAAAAAUUUUAGGGUCUAAAUUUGGAUCUAGCUGAAUUCGACUCAGAUUCGGUCUAUGCCCAUCUCUACUGGUGUCAAACAAAUCAUUUUCGAGU